AAACCCCACCCAACACAGUCACUCCUUUCCAGACUACUCUGCGCGACGGUGUGCAAUGGAGGAGGUCUUUUGACGUCUCUCUGGGCGAAACUUUAUACAUCUGUGAUUCAACUUCAAGCAGUUGCUCUGCAGACCCAAUAACAAAGGAUCAUGGCGGCAACACUCCUGAUGACACUAUGUUGCAUCCUGUGGUCGAAUGCAGCAGUGCACAGCCAGUCUCUAUCAUCGACGGGCAUCAUCCAAGCGUCUCCUGCUGUUGCUACAGGUCUGUCUGAAACCAUCGUUCCUACUCAGUCACUUCAGGGUUCUGUUGCGCCAGUAUCUGUGUCACCCACCGGUAGCACAGCAGUACCAGGUGUAAUGGCAUCCUCUCAGGCAGCACAGCAGUCCGGAGCUCUAGCGAGUACUGCAGCUGCACCGGGAACAGUUGUAGCUACGCAGUCAUUACAACCAGUCGUACCACCAGCCAGCAGUGUAGCUGCACCAAUAACAGUUACAACUACUCAAACAAUUCAAAUGUCUGCACCACCAGCAAGUGUUGUGGCUCCACCACCAACAGUGGCACCUACCCAGUCAAUUCAAAUGUCUGCACCACCAGCAAGUGUUGUGGCUCCUCCACCAACAGUUGUCCCUACUCAGUCACAUCGCAUGUCUGCACCACCAGCAAGUGUUGUGGCUCCACCACCAACAGUGGCUCCUACCCAGUCAAUUCAAAUGUCUGCACCACCAGCAAGUGUUGUGGCUCCACCACCAACAGUUGUCCCUACUCAGUCACAUCGCAUGUCUGUACCACCAGCAAGUGUUGUAGCUCCACCACCAACAGUGGCUCCUACUCAGUCACAUCGCAUGUCUGCACCACCAGCAAGUGUUGUGGCUCCACCACCAACAGUGGCUCCUACUCAGUCACAUCGCAUGUCUGUACCACCAGCAAGUGUUGUGGCUCCACCACCCACAGUUGUCCCUACUCAGUCACAUCGCAUGUCUGCACCACCAGCAAGUGUUGUGGCUCCACCACCAACAGUUGUCCCUACUCAGUCACAUCGCAUGUCUGCACCACCAGCAAGUGUUGUGGCUCCACCACCAACAGUUGUCCCUACUCAGUCACAUCGCAUGUCUGCACCACCAGCAAGCGUUGUGGCUCCACCACCCACAGUUGUCCCUACUCAGUCACAUCGCAUGUCUGCACCACCAGCAAGUGUUGUACCUCCACCAACAGUGGCUCCUACUCAGUCACAUCGCAUGUCUGCACCACCAGCAAGUGUUGUGGCUCCUCCACCAACAGUUGUCCCUACCCAGUCAAUUCAAAUGUCUGCACCACCAGCAAGUGUUGUGGCUCUACCACCAACAGUUGCCCCUACUCAUUCAAUUCAAAUGUCUGCACCACCAGCAAGUGUUGCGGCUCCUCUACCAACAGUGGCUCCUACUCAGUCACAUCGCAUGUCUGCACCACCACCAAGCAGUGUAGCUGUACGAGGAACAGUUGCAGCCAUUAUAAGUCCCAGUGUUGCAGUUGCACCCACCACAGCUCUACAGGGUUCUAUGGCACCAGGCAGCACAGCAGGUGUGGCAAUAAUGGUCUCACCAACCCAGGCACUGCAAAGUUCUGUAGCAGCUACCAGUGGAACAAUCAUAUCAGCAUCAAGUAAAGUGGAAACAACUCCAGCUCAGUCAACAGCAGCAGCACUGCCAGCAUCUGCAGCAGUAACCAUUCGGCCAAGUGCAACUGCGACGCCUCCAGUCACUGCAUCUGCUGUGGUCACCCCUGCAGCACCCGUGUCCACCGAUAUUGAGUUGACAGCAUUCACUGUUGUUGAAACCAAGCCAUCAGAGUUUUACCCGAAUAACAGUGUGAGCAUGACAUUCACCAUUAGCCUUCGCAACAGUGGAACAAGUGAUGUACAGUCAAAUCCAUCAGGCAACUUCGACUUUGUCGUUUUUCUGUCCAACUCCUCUCAACUGGCCAGUACACCUGCAGCAGGACAGGUCAGCGUUAGCAUUUCUUCUGCUGCGGAUGGAACAACGGGCGUGGCUCAGGGGGGAGUUACUGUUCUCACUGCCCAGACUAACCUAAACACAUUAACUACCAGCAACUGUGCAGAGAUGACUCAUGUCUGCCUUCGGAUGUUGGUGACCGGUAACUUCACAGACACUGAUGCAGCAAACAACCAUCAAUGUCUGGCAUUUGGAAGUGGACAGGUUGGAGCAAAAGACUGCACAAAAUUGGUGGGCUCUUGUUCGGUAACGUGCGACACUAAAGCAUCAUGUCUGCUGCAGUCAGGAUCAGGAGUGGGGGUGUGCACCUGCCAGUCUGGCUACACAGGCAACGGUGCCAGCUGUACUGAUAUCAAUGAAUGUACCAGUAACACUGCCAACUGUGCAGCAGACCGGGUGUGUAGUAACACAGAGGGUUCCUUCUCCUGCGACUGUAAGCCAGGGUUUACAGAUAAUGAUGGAACAUGUGAGGAGACCAAGGCAUACUCAGCAGCUGUCCGCAUCACCAAUGAGGUUUUCGACUCUUCCUUAAAUGACCCCACCUCCACCCGCUUCAGGACUCUCAAGGUCCAAGUCACUACAGUGUUUGAAACCCUGUACACCAAGGCUCUUGGUCCAGAGUUUGUGAGUGUCACAGUGACAAGUUUCACCAAUGGAAGUGUGAUUGCCAAUCAUGUGGUCAACACCAACAAGUCUUCCAACGCCACAGCCAGCAGUAUUGGCAACUCCCUGCAGAACGCCAUCAGCAGCAGCUCCAACCUACCCUUCACUGUGGGCGGUGUGCAGGUGUCAGAUUUGGAUGAGUGUGCCUCAACAACGACCAACGACUGCUCACAGUACGCUAACUGCACCAACACCCCCGGGUCUUUCACUUGUACAUGCCACCAAGGUUUUCAAGACAGGCAGCCUUCCAACCCAGGAAGGACUUGUGGAGCUGAGUGUCCAGCAGACUACUGUAAAAACAGAGGAACGUGCAAACCUGUGGCAGGAGGACUGGCAUGCACAUGUCCGAGUGGUUACAGUGGAGCACGUUGUGAGGAUGAUGGUUCACGAUACAAUCUGACCCUGGGUCUGGGAAUCUUGGUUGGAGUGCUCGCUUCAGUGGUGCUACUGGCAUGCAUGUGCUCUGCCUAUCAGUCAAACAAGAAGAAGAAGUCUGAAGAGUUAUGGGUGCAACCAACAAAGGUGCCAGCCAAGAAAACCCUAAUGCACGAAGGUGUGCCAAGGUUCAACCCUAUUUAUGAUGAGAAUUUUGAGUACACCAACAAGGCAUUUGAGCUGGGGGAAUCUGCCAUGGCACGCCAACCCGUCACCCUACCGAGGUACACCCUCACAGGACCCAGGUACAAGGGAGAUGUACCCACGUACGAUGGUGGAUUUGGCUUAGGCAUCCAUGACAAGCCUGCUGCUAUUUACGAGGUACCACCUGACCAGGGAUACUCGUUUGAUGAUGCAGUCAACCCAACCUAUGCCCUACCUCCUGAGACCAUGAAGAGUGCCAGGGACUUCUUUGCCCAGCCUGCUUCAUACUCUGCAUACAGCCCCUUUAUCAGGCAAGACAGAGCUGCUACAGUUAAGUCAAGCAAGAAUGGAAAGAUCCAGACGGCCACCUUGUCAUUCAAGUGAACACACAAUUCACCGAGGAGGGCACAAGCUGUCACAUGCAGUAAUACUAGGACACAAGGAUGCUGUGUGGCACUAUGGGUAGUAACUGUACAGAUUUCAUAUUUGAAGUACAGAUUUGCUAUUUAAGCACCAACUAAUUUUACUGAAAAGAUGCUGAUUAAUUUUUACUAGGAUAGAAAGUAAUGCAUGUUUACCACUUGCAUUACGUCUUGAAAUGACUGGUUUACAGCUUUUUACAUUGUAGCAAUUCUAAAUGACACAGUUGAUGAUAAAGGUGAAUUCUUUAUCAACCUUCUACCUCAUGAUGUGUUAACUUUUAUACUGGACUCAGGAAAUGUAAAUGUGAUUAUUAAAAACUUAAACUGUUCUCCAACUCCAAAUUAGACUCACCAGAAAUUUUCGACUGAA
Molecule: messenger RNA, 4026 nt
Organism: Branchiostoma belcheri (Belcher's lancelet)
Lineage: Eukaryota; Metazoa; Chordata; Leptocardii; Amphioxiformes; Branchiostomatidae
Product: mucin-2-like
Exons: 16
Coding region: 151-3618 (1155 amino acids)
Molecular function (GO): calcium ion binding
Source: RefSeq, a predicted model, not a curated record